This is a messenger RNA of Ilex paraguariensis (yerba mate), 405 nucleotides long. NCBI's taxonomy places the organism in Eukaryota, Viridiplantae, Streptophyta, Magnoliopsida, Aquifoliales, Aquifoliaceae. The record is from the annotation of a GenBank genome assembly.
AUGAGGAGCCCCACUUUUAUAGGUGAAGUGACAUGUACUGGCAUAGAUCCUGGAAAUCUCCCUCCAUACAUCAGUGGUAUGAGGGUUCUUCCAUCAGACAUGAAUGAGGUAUGGAUGUUAGAAAUUGACAUCGAGUAUUCUGGUGGUGCGGUAUUAGAUAUUGAAUCGAGGCUUGAAGUUCGUGAUCUAGACUUCCAGGAAGGCCUAGUGGAUGCAAAUUUAGAUCCAAGCUCUAUGGAGGAGGUAAAGGCAGAUCUUCUAGAAGGUUUUGAGUCCUUUGGAGAACAGUUGAAGCUCUCUGAACGGACAGUUGUUGAAGUAGAGCAAAAGGAGGAAGCAGAUUCUAACCAUGAUUGUAACAGUAGUUGUCCAGAUCUUUUUUACGAAGAAAUUAGUGGACCUUGA